CUUCCCUACCUACAGACGGCUAUCUUCUCUAAUUGGGUGUGCAAAAAGGUGUUUUCACUGUAUCACUAUGGGUACGGGAGAGUCACAUCAUGAAUCACCUGAGCAAAUCAUGGCAGAGUUCUUUCAUAUGCUCCCCAAUAACUACAUGGAUGUGGGAAUCGACGAGUCUCUGCUGAUGUUCUCCGGGACGGACUCAACAGACCAACUGGUGGGAUACUCAUCCGACCUGCAGUCACAGCUCGCGGACGACCUCCCGGCAUUCAUUGGAAAGGUGGGCGAAAUGGUGGGAGGCUUCACCCCUGUGCCUAACGCAGUGGGCCUGGGUGCAUUCGUCCUCUCCAUGAUCCUGCAGAUAGCCUUCGGCUCCAUAAAGGGCUCGGGGGGCAACACGAAACCGAGCCCAGCGGACAUGCUACGGCGAGUCUUUGCCGAAGAGAAAGCCUCAGAGGUGCGGGACCUGAUGGACGAAUACCUGAAACGCUACAAGAUGUACCUGUACGAUGAGCAGAGGCUGCUGCAAGAAACGGAGCGGCUGGAGAAACAACUGAGCCUACAGGUCACCGUACUGCAGAACUCCAUCCAGGUGGACAAGCAGAUAAGUUCUCGUGCUGUCAAGUACUGGGUGAACGGUGCUGUCUUCCAUGUGCAGAUGCUCAUUCAUAUCGCCCGACUCAGGAAGAGGACUGGGACAGGAACUCAGAGCCUUGAGAACGCCAAAAUAGCGGCGGGUAACGCUGCUGACACUUACCACAGGCACAUGGCAGAAAUAUACGAGCAAUACAAGAAGUACAAGUUGGAUUCAUUGAGCAUGAAAUAUUACUCCCCCCCUUUCUGUCCCCCGACUGGUUGUAAGCCAUCUUGUGCUAUCAAGGAGACAGACAUACAUUUUUCAGAUGAUUUUAGUGCCAAGAAGUACUGUUCUUUGUCAAAAGACUCUUACGUGAAUUACAUUUUCUCACAUAGCAAAAAAAAUAGUGACAUGCUGGUAUACUUUGGUAAUCUUCGUCACAAUAUCGACAUUCUCGUCAACAAAAAUGGAGACUUCCAAAUUGAGAAACAACAGCGAUCAGCGAUGGCAAACCGCUCCUCGUGCCAAUGCCUGACUCCUGCGAUGUGUUUUUGGUGUCACACUCACAUGACCCAAAAGACUGCGGGCGGGGACACAAACAAACACACAGACACACAGAUGGAAAGGGUCAUUGAAAUACCUAACCCAACCCCCUCCGGGGGGCCUGGAAAAUAAUUUUGAAUUAAAUCACAUGACCGACUAUGUACAGUUCAUUUGACUGAAUACAGUAUGAAUACACGAAUACAGACUGAAUAAAACUUUGGUGGAAUCAUCCAUAAUCCCCUAAUCCCUUCUGAAUGGGUUAGAAAUGAAUAAAGUCAACCUGAACAGCAGUGCAUGUGCCCAGUAUUUCAAAGUUGUGUAAUACAAUAAUAAAAUCAAUAGUUAAAUGA
This is a messenger RNA of Engraulis encrasicolus (European anchovy), 1461 nucleotides long. RefSeq lists its product as uncharacterized. NCBI's taxonomy places the organism in Eukaryota, Metazoa, Chordata, Actinopteri, Clupeiformes, Engraulidae. Bases 68 to 1243 code for a protein of 391 amino acids. The record is from RefSeq and is a predicted model, not a curated record. The transcript has a single exon.